Messenger RNA from Metschnikowia bicuspidata var. bicuspidata NRRL YB-4993, 1767 nucleotides. RefSeq lists its product as uncharacterized. The transcript has a single exon. Gene Ontology annotation, biological process: mitochondrion inheritance. Gene Ontology annotation, cellular component: mitochondrial inner membrane. Lineage: Eukaryota; Fungi; Ascomycota; Pichiomycetes; Serinales; Metschnikowiaceae. The coding region runs from base 1 to 1767 and encodes 588 amino acids. The record is from RefSeq and is a predicted model, not a curated record.
AUGUGGUCGUCGCCACCACUCAAAACCACGCUUUUUGCAGCGCCGCGGGCCGCCAGGCCCCUCCUCGGGCCGCCGGCCCGCCAAUGGCAAACACGGCCGCCGCGCCCCGCCGCACCGGGCGCCGCCCGCCCGCUCUCGACAUUUCGCCGGCUUUUCCAGGACGAGAAUGGCGCCAAACACAAACAUCCCCCCCAGAAGCACACGGACCAUCCACCCAGGCAGGCGCCGGCGGCCGUCACCAAAGAGCAGCUUUUGGCACGUGCCACAAGCGUCGCCUCGCGCGCCGGCGUGCGUUUCAAGUGGCUCAUGAAGCGGCUGAACCGGCCGCUCAACACGGACGACUACUCCGCGCUCUUCUCGUGGCUCGUGGUGGGCAACGCGUUCCUCCUUGUGGCGGGCACCACCACGUUCGUGCUGUUGGUGAUCUUCACCGUCAACCCCCUCUUUUCGCAGGAGUUCGUGGCGCGCAAGGUGGGCGAGCUCAUGACGCAGAACCUGCGGCUCCAGGUCACGUUCGAGCACGCCAUCGUGCCCGGGUGGCGCGACGGCAAGAUCUCGUUCAAAAAGUGCUUUGUCAGCCGGCGGCCCGAGGCCACGCGCACGUUUGCCAAGGGCUUGCAGGCGGACGCGUACGCCCGCCGCCAGGCCGCAGCCGGCGCGGCGGAGCAGCCCGAGGACGACGGCAACUACACGCAGUUCGACGUGACCAUCGAGGAAAUCAACGUGACGUUGUCGUUCCGCAAGUGGAUGAACGGCACGGGGCUCGUGGACACCAUGGAGAUCGCGGGGCUCCGCGGCGUGGUGGACCGCACGCACGUGCACUGGGACCCGGCGGACGACGCCACCAACUACAAGAACCGGUACCAGUUCGGCGACUUCGAGCUCAACCGCUUCGUGAUGCGGGACGUGCUCUUCACGUUGCGCCAGCCCGCGGGCUUCCGCGCGUUCGACGUGGCCAUCUACAACUGCGAGUUGGACCGGCUCCGCAAGCACUGGUUGUUGUACGACCUCCUCAACGCGGCCAGCGUCAGCGGCUCGUACGACGACUCGCUCUUCACCAUCCACAAGCGCCAGCGGCUCCACGACUUCGACGACGCCCGCGCGGACGCGCAUGGCCUGCUGCCCUGGAAACGCGUCACGCGCUUGCGCGUGGACUCGCUCGGCGUGGACCACCUCAACACGGGGCUCGAGGGGCCGUUUGGCUGGAUCUCCUCGGGCAAGGUGGACAUGGUGGGCGACGUCAUGGUGCCAGAGGACGCGCGCGACUACAACGUGUCGGAGAUCGUGGCCAUCGUGGCCGAGUCCAUCCACAAGGAGGCCACGCGCUACCGCAACCCGGCCGUGUGCGCGUCCAAGCCGAGCCACGGCUCGCGCCUCCGCGCCGACGACAUGGGCGACGUGUCGCGCUUCUUUGUGCUCGACUUGACGCUCCGCCUCAACAACGUGCGUGCCCUGGUGCCGUUCCCGGCCCCGGAGCUCAGCUACGUCAACUACGCGUUGGUGCGCCCGAUCGUGGCCUACAUCAAUCUGCGCAACGCGUUCGUCGAGAUCCACAGCCGCGUGGUCAAGAGCAUCGACGACUUCAGCGGCUCGUGGACCGUGUACGACUCGCUCUUGAUGGACGACAUCUCCGAGCUGGUGUACGACUCGUUUGUCAACUACGUGGCCGACGACGAGGCCCGCUUGGUCCGCAUGCGCAAGAUGGCCUUCUGGUCCGUGCAGGUGCUCGUGCAGUUGAUUGUGUUUGGCCUUGGCGCCUUGACCUAG